UAUAAAGGAAGUGCUAUUUUUUUUGGUUUUUUCUUUUUUGUUCUUUUUUUUUCAUUUGAUUUUAAUUUUUUUUUUUAUAUAUAGAAAUCAAAUCAAGGAAUGCACCCCGGGCACAGCAGGAAAGAGGGCACCGGAGACGAAAAAAAAAAGUUGGAAAACUGAGAAACAGAAACAAAAAAGUUCGAUCAAUUUAGGGUUAGGGUUAGGGUUUUUCUACGCCUCAAACACAAUCGCUAACAACCAAUUCAGAUUCACCAAAUCGGAGAAACAUCUCAUCACUGCUUCGCUAGGUUUUUCCAACUCCCAAACUUGUAUGAAUCAAUUUACAUGUUUUCUCGUGAAAUCUUGAACUGGGCAGCAACUUUUGUGCAUGUAUGUGAUUCAGUAUAGUUGUGAAUGAUUGUUCUGAAAAUCCUUCAGUUCUCUCUGUUUUCGCCCCAAAAAUUCAAUUUUUUUUCCCUUGGGAAUUUGAAAUUAUGCUGAAUAUGCUAUGCUGUGCCCACUUGUGUUGGAUGUGUUGAUAAAUUAUAUAACUUUUGAAUCUGUGCAUUGUGUUUGUAUGAUUGUGUUGAUGUGGUUUUAGCUUCACAAGGAUUAAGAUAUUGUCACUUGUGGUUUCAAAACCGGGGAUAGAAAAAAGGGGUGGCAUCAAAAGACUCAAAACAGUGGAAAUGAGAGGGGAAUAAAUAGAUGAGUAGAAAUGAGUAGGUUGUCUUUCAGGCCUCGACCACUUGACAUUCACAAGAAGCUCCCCAUUGUCAAGUCCAUCAAGGACUUUGAAGAUGAUGAGGCACCCGCAUCUACCCGUAAUUCGCAAUUGCUACGUGUUGUUCCUGAGGUUGAAAAUGAGGUACAUCAAGCUCCCAGCAAGAAAUUGGCUGCUGAAAUACCUACUCCUCAGUAUGUUGUUGUGGAUACAUACGAAAGGGACUAUUCUUGCACUUUCUCUCAACCAACUUCCUAUUUGCGGGCUAGAGGAGCUCGGGCUGAGAUUGGAGAGUUUGUUGAGUAUGACUUGGACAAUGAAGAUGAGGAUUGGCUUUCAGAGUUUAAUGAAGAAAGGAAGAUUCUGACACCUGAAAUGUUUGAGAGUCUUAUUUUCAAGUUGGAGGUAUUGGAUCAUAAAGCUCGUGAAAGAGCUGGACUUAUCACACCUACUCUUGGUUCACCAAUUCCUGUGCAAUUGCGGCUUGAUACUGCUAUUGAGGCCUUACAAGCGCAGACCAUCAAAUAUACAGUUAUUAAGUCUGUGUAUGAUUAUUGGAAAGAGAAGCGAGAACGGUGGCAAAAGCCCAUUUUGCGACGUUUGCAGCCGCCUCCGCCUGUUAACGACACCAACCCCUACAAUGUCUUUCGGCCAAGGGAGAAGGCCCACAGGCUUCACACAAGAAGGAUGCAAAGGAGAGAAAACAAUGUGCAGUCAUUUGAAAAGCUUCGCCAGGUUAGGCGCAACCUUGACCAAGCUAAGAGCUUGUUGGAAGCUUUGAUCAAGAGGGAAGAGAAAAAAAGAGAAGUAAUGGAGAGUGAAGUUACACUCCAGAGGAUGCAAAUGAAGUACAAGCAUGAAACUGAAUUUUUGGAAGACAACUUGGCACUCUCUGGAUUUACUCCCUUCACUUCCAAGUUUGUUUCAAGUGAAGAGGAAUAUUUUGAUUCAGAUGAUGUCAUGACAAACCGUCAUCCUCGUGCACGUUCCACUGCAGUACAUAGUCUUCCUUCCUAUGACACCAACCUGCCCAUGGUUCCUUCAGUUAGUACAAAGCAGGAGUUUAAGAGGAGAUAUGUCCCUCAUGGAUGGCCUCAUAAAUUGGAUCCGCAUGAGCCAGUUUUAUUGUUCACAAAACCUCUACUUCCAGAUAAGUUGGCCAUGGCAGGAAUUCUGCCACCAGAUUCUGUAACAAAAAAUGGGGUGUCAGUGUCAGCACCAUCGUAUAGAUUUCGUGGAAGAAUUGGCAGAGGGGGCCGUAUAAUAUUUGACCGAUGGAAUCCACUUAUGCAAACUCCAAUUGACUGUGGUAAUUCUUAUUAUAUGCCACCAAAACCACGACCUUCAACAUGUAACUAAUUUUUUAUUCUUAAUCUGGUGCUGAAUUGGUACCUACCCUUUUGGUUAGUAUUUAGUUGAUGAUCAUUAGGAAGGUACAAUGUUGCAAGGGGAACUUGUAAACAUGAUUUAGGCCUGCAAGUUUUUGUUUUUGGGGUAUAAGCUAGAUGCAUCUUGUAUUGAUAUAUGUUCAAGUGAGUAUCUCUUUGCCUUUGCUCAUGUAAUGGGCUUUU
This is a messenger RNA of Gastrolobium bilobum, 2277 nucleotides long. RefSeq lists its product as uncharacterized. The transcript is spliced from 12 exons. Gene Ontology annotation, cellular component: piccolo histone acetyltransferase complex. Gene Ontology annotation, biological process: regulation of transcription by RNA polymerase II. Lineage: Eukaryota; Viridiplantae; Streptophyta; Magnoliopsida; Fabales; Fabaceae. The record is from RefSeq and is a predicted model, not a curated record. Bases 701 to 2065 code for a protein of 454 amino acids.